Messenger RNA from Closterium sp. Naga37s-1, 1944 nucleotides. The record is from the annotation of a GenBank genome assembly. NCBI's taxonomy places the organism in Eukaryota, Viridiplantae, Streptophyta, Zygnematophyceae, Desmidiales, Closteriaceae.
AUGAGCGUCCGCGACUUGCGGUCGCCCUCGGCGACGACCCCGUUGCUUCAAGCCGCCGAGCCGCACCCAUCUGCACCGCAUCCGACCCUAUCACCUGUAGACGGCUGCGACUCGAGCAAGCAGGGGCAGGCGCACAUUGUGGUAUUCGGGGGGCCAGCCAGCAGGCACGGGCAGGGGGCUCCGGAUGGCGAUGAGGGCGCGCAAGUGCGCGAGGAGCACUGGCGGGAUGCGCAGGUUCCAGGGCACGGCAGCGCGCACGCGGGUGCGCACGGGCCGCACGGCGAGGUGGCGCACGUGGGGUCGACGCGCAAGACGCUGGGCAACGUGGUGAUUUCGAUCGUGGGCGCGGGCGUGCUGGGGCUGCCCUUCACGUUCCGCCAGGCCGGGUGGCUCGUGGGGUCGUGCGCCAUCGCCGGCAGCGCGUCGCUCAGCUUCCACUGCAUGAUGCUGCUGGUGGGCGCGCAGUUGCACGGGGACGGCACAGGGGGGAGGGCAAAGGGGGGAGGGCAAAGGGGGAGGGCAAAGGGGGAAGGGCAAAAGGGGGGAGGGCAAAGGGGGGAGGGGAGAGGAGGGGGCAAGGCGAAGGCGGCGAAUGAGUCCAUACGGGAACGGGGAGGGGCUAGGGGAUAUACCAUCGCUCCUCGCGCGGUGCGGUGUCGGCGGCUGGUGGCGGAGAGGGGCGGGGCAGUGAUCAACACGUACGGCGACCUGGGCUACCACGCGUGCGGCCAGCUGCGGUGCUGCUUGGCACAUCACCACCCCCCUUCUUUUCCUGCACCCCUUCUUUUCCUGCACCCCUCCACCUCCGCCGCACCUGGAAUCCCCUUGCCCUCGCUCUCAUGCCAUUCACCCUUUUUCCUCGCAACCACACGCCACGCCACUACCUCCCAUGCUGCCGCAGCACCUUCAUGCGCCCCGUGCGUGCCUCAUGCACAUCACGCCUCGAGAGUGCUCUCCCGCGCGCCGUGCCUGCAUGUCCUCUGUGUGCAGGUGGGGCAGCGCGCGGUGGACGUGUUGGUGCUGGUGUCGCAGGGCGGGUGCUGUGUGGCGUACCUCAUCUUCGUGGGGGAGAACCUCGCCUCCAUCGUGCCCGCCUGCCCCACGCUGCCAGGCACCUCCGUCAGGACCACCCUCAUCCUGCUGCUCUCGCCCCUGCAGGUGCUCCUGGCGUGGGUGCGCUCGCUCACCGGCCUCGCGCCCUUCAGCAUAUUCGCUGACGUCGCCAACCUCCUUGCCAUGGCCGUGGUCAUCCGUGAUGACGUCAGCAGCUUCACGCGGCCCACAGCAGUGUACCCGUGGACGGGGCUGGCAGCGCUGCCGUUCGCCCUGGGCGUGGCGUGCUACUGCUACGAGGGCUUCGCCAUGACGCUGCCCCUCGAGGCGUCCAUGAAGGACCGCAGCAAGUUCCCCCUGGUGCUGGGCGGCGGCAUGUUCUGCAUCACGCUGCUCUACAUCGCGUUUGGCAUCGUGGGGUACGUGGCGUUCCAGGACAACACAAAGGAGAUCAUCACGCUCAACCUACCGCGCGACCUGUCGACGGACGUGGUGAAGCUGGGGCUGUGUGUGGGGCUCUUCUUCACCUUCCCCGUCAUGACGCACCCCGUGCACGAGAUCUUUGAGCGCCGCCUCAUGCUCACGCCCGCCUUCCAGCGCCACGUGCAGCCCUACCCGCGCCUGCGCCGCUUCCUCCUGCGCUCCGUGCGAACCCUCAUCGUGCUGGCGGCUGCCCUCGUGGCGGUGCAGGUGCCGGGCUUUGCCACGUUCAUUGCGUUUGUGGGGUCGUCCGUGUGUGCACUGCUGGCUUUUGUGCUGCCCGCCACUUUCCACCUGCAGAUCCUAGGCAGCGACGCCACCUGGGGAGCCAUUUUGUCUGAUUCGGCUCUCAUUGCGUUUGGCUUGGCCUUUGCUGCCUAUGGCACGUACUCCACCAUCUGGACAGGGUAG